GGGGCAGCCGCCGCCGCAGGAAGUGCCGCCGCAGCGGCCUUUGGAGGGGGCGCAGCCGCCGCCGCCGCCGCAGGCCGCGCCAAAACCGCAGCCCGUGCAGGCCCCCCCGCCCGCUGGGGCCAAGACCGCGACCUGCAGGCGAUGCGGGGCGCCGUCCCAGAAGAUAGUGGAGGAGGUCCACUACCGCAACGACAGGUUCCAGGGCCCGCCGAAGCGCUUCCUGGACUGCACGAACGAGAUGUGCAGCGGGUCCUACGACGUCGACAAGCCGGAGGCCAAGGCCACGGCGGGCUCGGUGGACGAGGACCUGGGCAAGCUGCGGAAGCUCCAGGCGACUGCGGACAAGGCCACGGAGCACGAGCAGACGCGCGCGAGGGCGCUGCUGGCGAGGGAGAAGAAGAAGCACGAGGAUCGCCUGCAAAACGGCGACCCUGAUGAGAAGAGGAAAGCCAGGGCCGUGCUGGACGCCUUCCAGAGGACAACCACAGGGACAACCCAGGGGACAACCCAAGGGUCAAUCCAAGGGACAGCCACAAAUGAGCAGGACACGUGUUGUCUGGGCACCGAGCUUGCGACGCUGCUGCCGUGAGCGUUCAGAAUCCCCAGGGCUGGCACCGCGGCGUCAGCCUCGUCCACCGCGACCGAGGUUAUGCGGAGGACGUGGGUCAGCCAGUCCACCUCCUGGGAGCAGAUCAGGAUGAGGGCGCCACAAGUUGCACACCAGUACAACCAGUGGUUCCAGGAGCACAGCCUCUGGAAGCAAAACUUCAAGCCCUGGGACCAGCAGGACCGCACCUACUGGAUGGACCGGCAGCAGCAGUGGGACGUGUGCCUGCAGCGAAUCGCGUUCCAGCUCCAGCAGCAGCAGCAGCAGCAGCAGCUGCAGCACGCCAACAACACCUUUCUGCAACAGCAGCGGUACUACUGAGGUAGCUGCGGCGGGCACCGGCGACGGGUGAGGGGCUGCCUUUCUCUGUAUGCAGGUGCCCGCCUCGGCUGCCGAGCCGAGCGUUCCCUCGCCGAGCCGAGCGUAGGACUGGGCGCACGCGCCUUCUCGUCGGGCGCCCUGCCUCGGCAGCCGAGCGGAGCAGCGGGGUCGGGCCUGGCCGAGCGCCUGGGCCGGGGACAGGCUGCGAGCGCCAGCACGGGGGCUUUCGGAC
Messenger RNA from Prorocentrum cordatum, 1160 nucleotides. NCBI's taxonomy places the organism in Eukaryota, Dinophyceae, Prorocentrales, Prorocentraceae. The record is from the annotation of a GenBank genome assembly.